Molecule: messenger RNA, 10431 nt
Organism: Hemiscyllium ocellatum (epaulette shark)
Lineage: Eukaryota; Metazoa; Chordata; Chondrichthyes; Orectolobiformes; Hemiscylliidae
Product: receptor-type tyrosine-protein phosphatase delta-like
Exons: 33
Coding region: 563-6274 (1903 amino acids)
Biological process (GO): protein dephosphorylation
Molecular function (GO): protein tyrosine phosphatase activity; protein binding
Source: RefSeq, a predicted model, not a curated record
AGAAUGAGUGAGUGAGGAGAUCCUGGAGAGAAAAGCCGCCAGAUUUUGUAUGUUUUUUUUGAAAAAAACAGAAACAAAAUCUCUGUACAGAUCUAUCCAACAGGCAUGUCUGGAAUCCGCACAGCAUAGCGCUGAGAGGAGUGGGCAGAGGGGGGAAUAGAGAGAGAGGAGGGGGAUUCCUAGACACGCACACUGCUUUCUCUGAAAGCUGUCACACACCCUGAGAACAGAUUAUUUUGUUUUGGGUGGGGGUGGGGAGGAUUCCUUCGCCGUUUUCCUUCCCGCCCGGUGUUGCCGAGGACACACACAGAGAGAGAGAGAGCUGCGAGCCGUUCUGGAUGCUGGAUUAGUCGGGGGGCCCCCGGAGCACGCAGCCCUGGAUUAAUGCUGGUGGAGAGAGAGACGAAAGCGGCGGUUUCUGCCGCUAACUCCUGACCGAGCUCGACAAUGCCGAGAUUCUGAGCACACAGCAUUUCUAGUUUCAGACUGCACUUACUUGCAGCAGCUUGUAAGACAGUGAGAACGAGGCUGCCAACGGCUGCUGGUGCCAAGCUGUCAGACGAUGCAUAAAAUCAGGCCACUGGUGGUGCUUCUGUGCUUCCUACUACCUACUCAUGCUGAAGCACCGCCAAAGUUUACAAGAACUCCCAUUGACCAGACUGGAGUCUCAGGAGGGGUUGCAUCAUUUAUCUGCCAAGCCUCAGGAGAACCAAGGCCUAAAAUUGUAUGGUCUAAAAAAGGAAAGAAAGUCAGCUCUCAGCGAUUUGAGGUGAUCGAGUUCGAUGAUGGAUCUGGGUCUGUUCUCAGAAUACAGCCAUUACGAACGCCACGAGAUGAGGCUAUUUAUGAAUGUGUAGCCUCCAACAGUGUUGGAGAAAUAAGUGCCACCACCAGGCUUACAGUGUUACGUGAGGAUCAGCUUCCUGUGGGUUAUCCCACGAUUGACAUGGGCCCUCAGUUGAAGGUGGUAGAAAGAACACGCACAGCCACCAUGUUGUGCGCAGCUAGCGGUAACCCAGAUCCCGAAAUUACUUGGUUCAAAGACUUCUUACCUGUUGAUACAAGCACUAAUGGACGCAUCAAACAACUACGGUCAGGUGCCCUCCAAAUAGAGAACAGUGAGGAAUCUGACCAAGGAAAAUAUGAGUGUGUGGCAACCAACAGUGCUGGUACACGUUAUUCUGCUCCUGCCAAUCUAUAUGUGAGAGUUCGCCGUGUCCCACCAAGAUUUUCUAUUCCUCCGACAAGCCACGAGAUUAUGCCUGGUGGAAGUGUAAAUAUCACUUGUGUUGCUGUGGGAUCCCCAAUGCCUUAUGUGAAAUGGAUGCUGGGAGCAGAAGACCUGACUCCUGAGGAUGAUAUGCCAAUUGGACGAAACGUCCUGGAGCUGAACAACGUCAGAGAGUCUGCAAAUUAUACCUGUGUUGCCAUGUCGACACUCGGAGUCAUUGAAGCAUUUUCUGAGGUCACAGUUAAAGCUUUGCCAAAACCCCCAGGCACACCUGUUGUAACUGAAACUACAGCGACGAGUGUCACAUUGACAUGGGAUUCGGGAAAUCCGGAGCCUGUGGCUCACUAUAUUGUACAACACAAGCCCAAGCAUUCAGAUGGACCAUUUCAAGAGAUUGAUGGGGUGGCUACAACACGAUACAGUGUUGGAGGACUAAGCCCUUACUCGGAUUAUGAGUUCAGAGUCAUUGCAGUGAAUAAUAUUGGGCAAGGCCCACCAAGUGAACCGGUAGAAACACGAACAGGUGAGCAGGCCCCUUCCAGCCCACCUCGCUCUGUGCAAGCCCGCAUGCUAAGCACUACCACUAUGUUAAUUCAAUGGGAGGAGCCAGAGGAGGCAAACGGUCAGAUCCGUGGAUACAGAGUUUAUUAUACGAUGGAUCCACAACAGCAUAUUAAUAACUGGCAGAAGCACAAUGUAGAUGACAGUAUGCUGACAACAAUUGCAAACCUGACCCCAGAGACUACUUAUACCAUCCGUGUGCUGGCUUUCACUUCUGUUGGGGAUGGACCACAUUCACCUGAAAUACAGGUUAAAACUCAACAAGGAGUGCCAAGCCAGCCAAAUAACUUCAAAGCAGAACCAAAAUCAGACACCAGUAUUAUGUUGUCAUGGACACCACCACGACAGGACACCAUCAUCAGAUAUGAAUUGUAUUACAGGGAAGGAGAAUAUGGAAAAGAGCAACUUGUCACAUUUGAGCCAAAGAUGACAUAUCUUUUAGAGGAUCUGAAACCAAACACUAUGUACUUCUUCCGACUUGCUGCUCGCUCUGAGCAUGGCCUUGGAGCUUCAACUGCGCAGAUUUCAGCCCAAACUAUGGAGACUAAGCCAUCAGCCCCACCUCAGGAUAUCAAGUGCAUGAGCCCAAGCUCGACCAGCAUUUUGGUAAGUUGGCUGCCCCCACCAGCAGAGAACCAGAAUGGCAUCAUCACCAAAUACACCAUCAAAUAUACCGCCAAUGACCAAGAAGCCAGCUCGCCCAAUGAGGUCUCGGAUAUUCCGCCAGAUACCAGGCAGUACUUGCUGGAACAUUUGGAAAAAUGGACUGAGUACCGCAUCAUUAUGACUGCCCACACGGAUGUUGGACCAGGCCCAGAGAGCUCUCCCAUUCUGAUUCGCACAGAUGAGGAUGUUCCUAGUGGUCCUCCUCGCAAAGUCGAGGUAGAGGCUUUGAACUCAACAGCUAUUACAGUGUCAUGGCGCUCGCCUGUUCCAAAUAAACAGCAUGGACAAAUACGUGGCUACCAGGUCCAUUACGUGAGGAUGGAACAUGGAGAACCAAGAGGACAGCCCAUGCUCAAAGAUAUCAUGCUGGCAGAUGCACAGGAAAUGAUCAUUUCUGGACUUCUGCCUGAAACUACCUACUCUGUCACUGUGACAGCUUAUACAACAAAAGGAGAUGGAGCUCGAAGCAGAGCGAAGCUUGUGGUAACCACUGGUGCAGUUCCUGGGAAACCAAGACUCCUUGUUAGUCACACACAGAUGAACACCGCUCUUAUUCAGUGGCAUCCUCCUGUAGAAACCUAUGGACCAAUUCUGGGUUAUCGUUUAAAAUUUGGACGCAAGGACUCUGAAUUGCUGACAACAUUAGAAUUUUCAGAAAAGGAUGACCAUUAUACAGCUACUGACAUCCAUAAAGGCACUUCUUACCUCUUCAAACUCUCCGCAAAAAAUAAGGUUGGCUUUGGGGAGGAGAUUGUGAAAGAAAUCACAAUUCCAGAAGAACGACCGAGUGGAUUUCCCCAAAACCCACGUGCUGAAAGCUCCACAGCUUCAACGAUUCAUUUGAGCUGGCAGCCACCGGUCUUGGCAGAAAGGAAUGGGUUAAUUACCAAAUAUAACGUUUUGUACAGAGAUAUCAACAGCCCAAAUAAUCGAAUUGAGCUCUCUGUCGCCUCACCCGAGACAAGUUUGAAGCUCACCAACCUAAAACCGGACACCACUUAUGACAUCAAAGUGAGAGCUUACACAAGUAAAGGUCCUGGUCCAUAUAGUCCUAGUGUUCAAUUCCGGACACUGCCAUUGGAUCCAGCAGUGUUUGCAAAAAAUUUUCAUGUUAAAGCUGUAAUGAAGACAUCAGUUUUGUUAACGUGGGAGAUUCCAGAGAACUACAACACUGCCAUUCCUUUUAAAAUCAUCUACAAUAAUGACCACAUUGAAGUGGAUGGAAGAGCUACACAAAAGCUAAUCACCAAUUUAGACCCUGACACGUCGUAUUCAUUUGUUUUGACCAAUCGAGGAAAUAGUGCUGGGGGCCUACAGCAAGUGGUCUCAGCACACACCGCUCCAGACCUGCUUCGCACCAAGCCAGUCCUGAUUGAGAAAACCAAUUCUGAUGGAAUGCUGACAGUUGAACUGUCAGCAGUGCCAACACCACCAGCCCCAGUAAAAGGCUACUAUAUAAUUGUUGUGCCUUUGAAGAAAUCCCGUGGGAAAUUUAUCAAGCCUUGGGACAGUCCCGAUGAAAUGGAUUUAGAGGAGUUAUUGAGAGAAAUUACAAGAAAACGAAGAAGCAUCCGUCUAAGGAGACAUGCAGAUGCUCUUAAGCCAUAUAUUGCAGCCCACUUUGAGGUUCUGCCCAACGAAUUUACCCUCGGUGAUCGGCUCUUUUACAACGGAUUUGAAAACAAGCGCCUUCAAAGUGGCCAAGAAUAUGUUUUCUUUAUUUUAGCGGUUCUUGACAGCCCAGAAUCUAUGAUGUACGCAACAAGUCCGUACUCUGACCCUGUACUGUCAGCGGACCUUGAUCCACAACCCAUUAAAGAUGAAGAAGAAGGAUUGAUAUGGGUAGUUGGCCCUGUCUUAGCUGUUGUGUUCAUCAUCUGCAUUGUCAUCGCUAUCCUCCUGUACAAGAGGAAAAGGACAGAAUCUGAUUCGCGAAAAAGCAGCAUUCCUAACAGCAAAGAAUUACCUUCCCAUCAUCCCACAGACCCAGUGGAACUAAGACGUCUCAAUUUUCAGACUCCAGGUUCAGGUGUCUCCAGUUACCAUGGUAACCUCCAUUCGACAAGCAUGGCCAAUCAUCCACCAAUUCCUAUCUCUGAGCUUGCGGAUCACAUUGAGCGGCUGAAAGCUAAUGACAACUUGAAGUUCUCCCAGGAGUAUGAGUCAAUUGAUCCUGGCCAGCAGUUUACAUGGGAACAUUCAAACAUGGAAGUCAACAAACCAAAGAAUAGAUAUGCAAACGUAAUUGCAUAUGACCAUUCACGGGUUCUCUUAUCCGCGAUUGAUGGCAUACCAGGAAGUGAUUACUCCAAUUCCAAUUAUAUCGAUGGCUAUAGAAAACAAAACGCCUACAUUGCAACACAAGGUCCUCUGCCUGAGACAUUUGGAGACUUUUGGAGGAUGAUUUGGGAGCAGCGAAGUGCAAUUGUUGUGAUGAUGACUAAACUAGAAGAAAGAUCGAGGGUAAAAUGUGACCAGUAUUGGCCAUCGCGAGGAACUGAAACUUUUGGAUUAAUCCAAGUUACCCUACAGGAUACAGUUGAACUGGCAACUUACUGCGUUAGAACAUUAACAUUAGACAAGAUUGGCUGCAGUGAAAAGAGGGAAGUACGACAAUUCCAGUUCACAGCAUGGCCUGAUCAUGGGGUUCCAGAACACCCAACACCAUUCCUGGCCUUCCUGCGGCGAGUAAAAGCCUGCAACCCUCCAGAUGCUGGGCCAAUGGUUGUACAUUGUAGUGCUGGAGUUGGAAGGACUGGGUGUUUCAUUGUAAUAGAUGCCAUGUUGGAGAGAAUAAAGCAUGAGAAAACUGUAGAUAUUUAUGGUCAUGUAACACUAAUGAGAUCACAGAGGAAUUACAUGGUUCAGACUGAGGACCAAUAUAUCUUUAUUCAUGAUGCACUGCUUGAAGCAGUCACCUGUGGAAAUACCGAAGUGCCAGCCAGGAACCUGUACGCCUAUAUCCAAAAGCUGACACAAGUGGAGCCAGGAGAAAACGUCACAGGAAUGGAACUGGAAUUCAAGCGACUAGCCAACACAAAAGCCCACACAUCAAGAUUCAUUAGUGCCAACCUCCCAUGUAAUAAAUUCAAGAAUCGCCUUGUUAAUAUUAUGCCAUAUGAAUCCACAAGAGUAUGUCUACAACCAAUCAGAGGAGUCGAGGGGUCAGACUAUAUUAAUGCCAGUUUUAUUGAUGGUUAUAGGCAGCAGAAAGCAUAUAUAGCCACACAGGGACCCUUAGCAGAGACAACAGAAGAUUUCUGGAGAAUGCUUUGGGAGCACAACUCUACAAUUGUGGUUAUGUUGACCAAACUACGAGAAAUGGGCAGAGAGAAGUGUCACCAAUAUUGGCCUGCGGAGCGAUCAGCUAGGUAUCAGUAUUUUGUAGUAGACCCCAUGGCAGAGUACAAUAUGCCUCAAUACAUUCUCAGAGAGUUCAAGGUCACAGAUGCAAGGGAUGGUCAGUCACGCACAGUGAGGCAGUUCCAGUUUACUGACUGGCCAGAGCAAGGAGUGCCAAAGUCUGGAGAAGGAUUUAUUGAUUUCAUAGGCCAAGUGCACAAGACAAAAGAGCAGUUUGGACAGGACGGACCCAUCAGUGUUCACUGCAGUGCUGGCGUUGGGAGGACUGGUGUUUUCAUAACACUAAGUAUUGUGUUGGAAAGAAUGAGGUAUGAGGGUGUUGUGGAUAUCUUUCAGACUGUCAAGAUGCUAAGAACACAACGGCCAGCUAUGGUGCAGACAGAGGAUCAGUAUCAAUUCUGUUAUCGAGCCGCACUGGAGUACCUUGGAAGCUUCGAUCACUAUGCAACGUAAAACCUUAUCCACCAUGGAUUUACAGUAGGCCAUUUAAGAUCCAGAAAGCCUCUUCUGAGCCAUACAAUGUGCUUGAGAAGUACUACUUACUCCUAGCUCAAGAUAAAUUAGUUGGGGUGGGAGGGGGGAGGGAGGGAAAUUUUAAAAAAAACUAUUCCAGGUGGACCAAGCAUUGGCAGUUUAAUAACCUAAUUGAAAAGAAGAGGAGAAUCCUUUCUGAUGUGUCAUCAAAAGGAUUUUUCAAAUAACUCAAGGAUUCAACUUUGACUGAAAUGGGGAUAAAACCUGUUCUGGAAGGCAAUGAUUGUGUAAAGGAUUACCACAGAACUGUGAAAAAUGGAUUGCAAAGAUGAACCUUGAGUACUGUACCUACAAAAGAAUGAAAAAUGUAAUGAAAAGGCCAGUUCCUGACUUGAGAAACUAGUUGGACACGUUUGCUUCAACAUCACCCCUUACCACCAUUUGCUCAUACUGAUUAUUAAAAGGGAGGGAAUGUUGAAAUUACUGAUUUAGUUUUUUAGUACUGUAAUAUACUGCUGACCUGUGCUUCAUUUUUAACUGUGUAAACUUCUUUCCCUUUUUUAACAAAAGUUUAUCAUUCAAUGAAGUGAAUUUAAGAAGUUGCUUAUUUGUUCAUAUUUUUUUCAGACUGUAGCUUUUUUUUAAGCUGUAGAAAUUAUGUAUGUAUCUGGCUGUAGAAACGAACAUAAUUUGAAUUUUUCAAUGCACAUUUUUUGUGCAGUCCUUUUUAUUUAUCUUACCACGUAACGGUCUGAUUGAGUUUUUCAUUUCAGUGGGAGUUAUCUGUAGCAGUCAGAGAACAAAUAAAUCAACAAAAAACAAAGUUAAGUACAAACAAGGGCCUUUAUGGAAUCAACAGGGAGGCGCAAAGUAUAAAACUGCUGCUACUGAAUUCCUCAGAUCUUCCGUAUCAAGAAUUUUAAGAUGUGGUUGAAUAGCUUGCCAAAUAUGUUACUAGCAACCUCCAUCCGAAUAAUAAUUAGUUAUCUAGGUUUUCUGUCAUGAGAUGGUGAGAAGUUAGUGUUUACCGGAAUGCACAUCAAUGAAUUCAGUAACCCAUGUUAAUAGGUUCUUAUGGUGUCCUGAAACACAUCCUUACACAUGUGCGCAAUAAAUUGCAUUAUAUAUAAAAGAAGUCUGAAAUCUCUUAGUGUGGGAAGUGUUUUUUUUUCUCUGCUUUAUAAUGACCUUGCUACAUCUGGCAUUAAAUUCAAAUACAUGAAAUAAUCACAGGGUCAGAAGUAAAGUGGAGUUGAAAUUUAAUGUUAAGUUUCUUUAACAGGAAGGAAAUUUUACAUGGGGUGUAGAUUUGGAAGGUCGUUUUAAUUGAAAAUAUUCCAUAGUUUCUAUAAGAAACUAAAUUCCAUUUUGCUGUUUGACUACAGUUCAAUUUUCCAAUCAAUAUGCAAAGUCACUUGAGUAACAUUGCUAAUCAGAUGUCUCAGAGUGAUUCAAUUGCAAAGAGAAAGUGUUACUCCAAAGCUGGGAAAAUGUUAUAGCUUGGAAUGAAGAAGUCUCAACCUGUAGCACAUGAUUAAAGGGCUUCAGAAUGACUGAAACUGCACACCCUUAAUGUUUACUCUGGGUUCCAGGCCAGAACAUGCAGUGAUAGAAUGCACUGGCAAUAAAAGGAAAUCUGACUUAAGCAGCUCCAAAAUACCUUCAACUCUUGAUGUCUAUAUCAAAAAUAGAAUAUACUCAAACUAAACAGAGAGGGUUAAAAAUCACACUUCUAAGAUUAUCCUUCCCUUUAUUAAUUCAAAUUGUAAUACGUACAUUCUUUUAUCUUUAUAUUUUAUUUCUUAACUGAAGCACUUGAUAUAUUUCAUUUCUUUCAAUACCUUAACAUUAUGAUCAUCAUUUAUUAAUAAAUGCCAUAUGUAAUAGGUGGCCCUAUAGGUGAACUGCAGAGGGAAAUUACAUGCAAAUAGGAGGAGGUGGUGUAGUGAUUAAAUCACUCGGUGAGUGAUCCAGACACCUAGACUAUUGGUUUAGGGAUAUGCGUUUGAAUCCAACCUUGUCAACUGGUCAAAUUUGAAUUAAGUGAAAAUUUGGAAUUGAAAGCUAGCCUAAUUGUAAACAUGUAACCAUUGUCAUUCCAAUCCCUGAUAUCUUUGAGGGAAGAAUAUCUGCCAUCCUUACCUGAUAUGGUCUAGCCUUUCUUGACUCCAGGAGAAAGCGAGGACCACAGAUGCUGGAGAGUCAGAGUUAAAAAGUGUGCUCUGGAAAAAGUACAGCCCCCUUUCCUCCUCCACAUUCCUGAUGAAAGGCUUAUGCCCGAAACGUUGACUCUCCUGUUCCUCGGAGGCUGCCUGACCUGUUGUGCUUUCUCCAGCACCACAUUCUUUAUUAACUGCAGGCUCACAAUAAUGUGUUUGAUUCUUAACUAACCUCUAAAAUGGGCCUAAUAAGCCAAUCACUUCAAGGCAAUUAGGGAUGGGCAGCAAUGCCCUUAUCUCACUAAUGAAAUUAAAAAAAGUGAGUAAAUGAUAGUGUCAGAAUGCCCUACUGUCAGACAAUGUACCUCAGGUGUCUCACCUGGACAUCGGACAUAAUCAGUUUUUUAUGUAUGUGUCCUUGAUACAGUCACUUUUGCAGCUUUGAACUUCUUGAUGUGUAUGAACCUGCAUUGUGCCUAUUGUUUUACUUGUUGGAGUAAAUGCAACAGUGAUGUAGGCCAACCGGUAAUGUGCUGCAGGCUAUAUGCAAUUACAGCAGUAGGAAAGUAGACAAUUAGAUAGAAGAAUAUCAAGACAUCAGUAUAGUGGAGAAUAGACAAUCUAUGAGGCCAGUCAUGCUUUUUUUUUAAAUUUUGUUUGUUUGACCUACAAAGGUCAAAAACUAUAUUAGAAAUCAUGCAAAAGCACUUUUUUUCUCAAAUAAGAAAGCUGACAGAAGGCUACCUCAGAAUGGAGUUGGAGCUGCAAGACUUUAUAUCAUCUUGUUGCAUCUCUUCACAUGUUGUUAUAUUAACAAUCUAUUUGUUCCUGUAAAAUUCAAACCAUCACCUCAUAAGAACUACAAACUUCACCUCAAUCAGUAUUGUAGCCUGUUGCUGACGUUGCCAAGUAUAACUGUUCAUAUCUGUGUUCAGUUAAUGGUUAUUCUUUAAGAAAUAAAGUACCUGUUUUGUACCAAGAGCGAUUUGUCCGACCUUUCAAACAUGCUGAGUGAGAAAUUUCCAAUUUGGAAUGCAUUUCUUUUUGCCCAGAGCUAAUAAAAAAAUGUUGAAAUAUUUAAAUUGAAAAUCAGAAUGUAGGUGCCAGAGGAAUCUACAAUAAAUGGAGUAAGCUGUCAAGAAUGCCCACUGUAUUUGUUCAUUUUCUAACUUAGCUUCUCAUUGAUGUGUGUUCCUGUUUUCACUUGCACUCUCCCAUUCCAGGAUCACUCUUUUAUUAAAACCUCCUGUUCUGCAAAUUCCUGUAUAACUUGCGGUAUGAUAUGUUGUUCUUCCCCUUAAAGUUGACACGGUGCUAUAAUUAUUUAACCUUUAUUCUAUGUAGGCAAUACGUGCAUAUAUAAUUUUUGAUUAGUUGCAUUUAAAUAGGUAACAUUUGUGCAAAACAAGUAUAUUUUAAUUUAGCUAAUCUUCUGCAGAUUAUUUCCUCACAUUUGCUGUUGCUUUUUGUUAAUGAACCAUUUUACACAAAUCUGAAGUCCUCCAGGCAAAUGUGCACUUUUCCAAAACUUUGUACUAUGCACUGCCCUAGUGAUUCUACACACCCACAUUAUAUGCUACUUGGACCCUUGUAUAACUUGUGCAUUCACUCUAGUUAUGUAUAUAAAUAACACAAACUUAAAGGAGAAAGGUUGCUCCAAUUUUGCCCUGAUACUCCAACAAGUCCCUCAAAGGCUUUAAAAUUCUAUCAUACACAUCUAGUUCCGUGACUCUGCCAUUCAAGCUUGGAGUGUCUUGGUUUUUUAUUUGGAAGUAACAUUGUGUUCACUGCUCUCAUUUGAAUGCAUAGAUUGAACAAAACAAAAUGUAAACUGGCUUGUUCAAAGAAUCAUACAAUUACCUCUACUUAGUAGUUAGCAUAAAUGUUUUACAGAUUGAAAGGUGUGCUUUUUAUUUUCUUACUUAGGUUACAUUGGUGGCAAAAAGUCUGUAAGAAAAUCAGUUCUUUGCUGACACA